This is a messenger RNA of Colossoma macropomum (tambaqui), 5267 nucleotides long. It is a transcript of the gene kpna6, whose product is annotated as karyopherin alpha 6 (importin alpha 7). The coding region runs from base 159 to 1772 and encodes 537 amino acids. The record is from RefSeq and is a predicted model, not a curated record. Gene Ontology annotation, cellular component: cytoplasm; nucleus; nucleoplasm. Lineage: Eukaryota; Metazoa; Chordata; Actinopteri; Characiformes; Serrasalmidae. The transcript is spliced from 14 exons. Gene Ontology annotation, molecular function: nuclear import signal receptor activity; protein binding. Gene Ontology annotation, biological process: NLS-bearing protein import into nucleus.
UUCCCGGUCGGCACCGAUUUCACAACGUUUGUCUUCUUAGGGCCUCCGUAGAUCUCCGACAUAUUGUUUGUGAGGAGCAAUUUGCUGAAGGAGCGAAGCUUCUGCCCUUUUUGGUCCUUACAGGCCGUCAAAAGCAACUUUUCUAUAAAGACAGCGAGAUGGAGCCGUCAGCGAGUCCAGCGAAGGAUAACUACAGAAUGAACCGCUAUAAGAACAAAGCACUUAAUCUUGAGGAGAUGCGCCGAAGACGAGAAGAGGAGGGUAUUCAGUUGAGGAAACAGAAAAGAGAACAGCAACUGUUUAAAAGGAGAAAUGUGGAGUUGUUGAAUGAGGAGGGGGGCAUGUUUGACAGCCCUCUCAUGGACUCCUAUGUCAGCUCUACCACAAUGCAGGAAGGAGUUAUCACGAGAGACAUGGUGGAAAUGCUCUUUUCAGAUGACCCUGAAUUGCAGCUGGCCACAACGCAGAAAUUCAGAAAACUACUGUCCAAAGAACCAAACCCACCCAUUGAUGAGGUCAUCAGCACACCAGGAGUCGUGAACAGAUUUGUAGAGUUCCUUGAAAAAAGCACUGAUUGCACAUUACAGUUUGAGGCUGCAUGGGCUCUGACCAACAUCGCCUCUGGAACAUCUCAGCAGACGAAAUACGUGAUCGAGGCAGGUGCCGUGCCUGUGUUCAUCCAGCUCCUCAACUCUGAAUUUGAAGACGUCCAGGAACAGGCUGUCUGGGCUCUAGGCAACAUUGCAGGAGACAGUGCUGUAUGCAGGGACUUCGUUCUGAACUGCAAUAUCCUUCCACCACUAUUAAUGCUGCUGACGAAAUCAGCUCGUCUUACGAUGACCAGGAACGCUGUAUGGGCCCUGUCUAAUCUAUGCAGAGGCAAAAGUCCACCACCAGAUUUUGAAAAGGUUUCUCCAUGCCUGCCAGUGCUGUCCCGCCUGCUGUUUAGCAGUGAUCCUGACCUGCUGGCUGAUGCAUGCUGGGCCUUAUCUUACCUCUCAGAUGGACCCAAUGAGAAAAUCCAGGCUGUGAUUGACUCGGGGGUCUGCAGGAGGCUGGUAGAGCUUCUCAUGCACUCAGAUUACAAAGUGGCUUCUCCAGCACUGAGGGCUGUAGGAAACAUAGUCACUGGAGAUGACAUUCAGACACAGGUGGUGCUGAACUGCUCUGCUCUCCCCUGUCUCCUGCACCUGCUCAGCAGUGCCAAGGAGUCCAUCAGGAAGGAGGCGUGCUGGACCAUCUCCAACAUCACAGCAGGAAACCGAGCACAGAUACAGACAGUAAUAGAUGCAAACAUCUUCCCUGUACUGAUCGAAAUCCUCCAGAAAGCAGAGUUCCGCACCAGAAAAGAGGCAGCGUGGGCCAUUACUAAUGCAACAUCAGGAGGCACACCUGAACAGAUCCGGUAUCUGGUGAAUUUGGGCUGCAUUAAGCCCCUGUGUGACCUGUUGACAGUGAUGGACUCUAAGAUUGUGCAGGUAGCUUUGAAUGGACUGGAGAAUAUUCUGAGACUUGGAGAGCAGGAGGCCAAACAGAACGGAAGCGGCAUCAACCCUUACUGCAGUCUCAUAGAGGAGGCCUAUGGCUUGGACAAGAUUGAGUUUCUCCAGAGCCAUGAGAAUCAGGAGAUCUACCAGAAAGCCUUUGAUCUCAUUGAGCACUACUUUGGUGUGGAGGAGGAGGAUGCCAGUCUGGCGCCACAGGUGGAUGAGAACCAGCAGCAGUACCUUUUUCCUCAGCAGGAGGCCCCCAUGGAGGGCUUUCAGCUCUAAUCAACCUUCCAACACUUCAUCAGUCUCCCCUAGAGCAUCCCUAACUUUCCCGUCCCAGUACCUGUACUGCAGGCUGUAUCGGAUCUGCUCACAGCACAGCCAGACAAGCCUGACUGUGGCCCAUGCAGAUUUAUUUAGACACAUAGAGGAAAAAAUGUGCUUCUUGCAGAAGGACAUUACCACUGUUGUCACACAUGGAAGACUUCAGGAACUGGAGCUUUAUUUAAUUUUAUUCUGUCUUUAAUUUGCCCUUUAAACAGUGUGGCUCAGAAACUGCCCCCGCCCCCCCAGGCGAAAGUUGAUGGCAUUACCAAAUUGGUUUGGAAAGGAUGCUUUUUUUUUUUUUUUCCCCCCUCCUUCUUUUGUCUGAAUAUAGCAAUCACUGGGCAUGCAUUCCCAACCCAGCUUGAUUAAAUUUGGUAUUUUUUUUUUUCUUUGCCCAUUUGUGUAAUACCAUAGUUAUACAAUCAAUGCAGUCCAUUAACACACCUUUCAUCAAAUAAUGAAGACAUUUAGAUGCACCUGCAUUCUUCCACUGCUCAUUCUAGUAGCAAAACGAUACUGGUUGUUGUGUAAGCCGUGCUUCUUAGACAUGGCCUUGUACUAUUAUCGGAGAGUGUUUGUCGUUGAAAGAUUUCACACUUUUCAGAGGCUGUAGGGAACAUGCUUUGGUUCUUUUUAGUACUAACUUACUUUGUCAUGCUACACUUGGGUUUGGAAGUUCAAAGAGCUGGAUGGUUGUGCUGAAAUAAUGCAUCAGAAAGUGUUCAAAUACAUGAGGUAGGAUAACUAUAUCCAGGCUAAUGGUGAUACAGAGGCAGAAUAAUUAGAUGUCUAAUGUUUGUGGCGUGUGGUGUUAUGAAUAGUUUUGAAAAACGCUGUGACUUAAUUGCUGCGAAAUGUAAGACUAGCACAGAACCGAGGGACGGGGUUUUCACUAGACUAUAGCCCCAAGUUUUGCAAGUGAGGCUUGGUUGCAUUUUUGUGUAUUUUAGAUACGCACAGACACCCGUUUGGACUGCUUUCAUUAAUUUGAGUUUUGCUUUCUUUGUUGGGACAUAGAUUUAAUAAUUGCUGUGCAAAUAGCUGGUGCAGACAGUGUUAAGAUCUUUGUGUGGCUAGCCCUCAGUUGGUGCAUGUUAGGCUUUUGCAUGGUUUUAUUAUUCUAUCCACUGUCUUGGUGUAUCCCUUGCCAAAACCAGAGGGCUCCCACCCACUGCUAUCACGUAAUGUUGAUUAAUCAGCUACUAUUGACAUUUGCUGCACAGGUAUAGCCUAUAAAUAGGAAAAAAAGGACAAUGGUUUCCCUUUUCACAAAAUUUCCUCACCAGCUUUGGUUGUCAUUCAGUUUAUAAAAGCACCCUGUAACUUUUAUUUAUUUAUUUACUCUUUGUUUACAGUUACUUACAUGAGCAAUAAUUUACAGAUCUUAAAGGUAUGGCAAGGGAUACAUGUCUAAAUCAUGACUAACCUAACGAACAUGUAUAGGCAAAGAAAUAUAUAUAAAUAUUAUGCUAUAUAGUUGCACAACACCUCUUGCACACAUGCAUACAGACAGCAUGCAAUGUACACGUCAUAUACAGAUAAGAACACACAACACAGGGGAAAACGGCUUCCAUAAUUUCUGACUGAACAUUUCUGCUUGGCUUUUUUUUCACUCUUCUGCUUUUAGUAUCAGUCUAAAGCAGCAUGCAGUUUUUUUGGUUUGUUUUUUUCUCCUCUAAAAAUUGGCACUUUAUUGCAAGGAGUCCACUCUUGGCUAACUUCUUUCUUCCCACAGUGAAAUUCUUUGGUAUCAUUUGUGGCAAAGCUUUAUGCUGGAGUGGCUCACAGCUAUAGUGUUUUAAAGAGAAGAUAUGAAAUGUUCAGUUUCUGUUCAUUUCCUUGUUCUUUUUACAGGAAGUACUUUACCUCUUGAUCAAGGAAACAUAAAACUGUGACAACUUUUUAUGUAAUUUUUCAUGUUAUUAUGGAAGCGUUUUUUUUUUUUUCUCCUACCUCUACACCACACUGACUCUUGGGUGCUUUAAUGAGUGAAGGCUGGGUUUUGUUUGGUUAGUAUGGCCUAUAGCUAUGGAUGAGAAAUAGGACACUGACUGACAGAUGAUGUGUGAAAGUGAGGGAAAGAACUUCUGAAGAACCUUUGAAGCUGUGUGUUCACACCAUGACUUUGUAGCUUGUGUUGCUUCUAAUGUUAGCAGUGAAGCGCGCUGUAGUAUGUUUUGGUCGCUGAACUUGAGAUCUGUAUUUUUUGUGCGCAUUUCUGUGUAAUGCAUGCUCAGCACUGUGGACACCUAGUGUACUAGCAACAGUGAGCAUUUGGUCAGAGUACGAUUUUGGAGCUUAAACAUUUGACCUGGUAAUAUUAGUAUUGCAGCUGCCUUUUGAAAGGAAUUAUCUAAGUAUUUGAUACUGAAUCUCAGUUUUUUUUUUUCAAAUCUAGAAAAUGCUGUCAUAGACCAGAGCAGGUUUACAACAGCAAUGACUUAGUAUUUUUCACAUUUGCUAGAUUUGCUUCCAUUUUCUUGCCAAUGUUUGUUUUCUCUGGUAAAUGAUGGCAUUCCAUAGAUGCAAAAUUGAGAUUUGCCAAAUUGUUUGACAGCGUGUUAAAGAGUUAAAGAAACACUUUAAAAAUGUUUGAUCUUUAGUUAAAUAACACCUUUUACAGUUUGGUGCAAGUGCACUACAUUUGAUACUUUGGCAGUAAAUCUUUUUUUUUUUCAGCUCUGCUGUUGUAAUCUGUUUACUGUAGCUUAGGGUGAAGCCAUCACCUCAAACCGAUUCCUCUCAGCCUUUCUAUAGAAAGUUGCUCUUUUACACUGAACUGAGACCGGUUUGCAGUUUCGCUAUGACUAAGGUCAUAGAGCUGGUUCCUCAGACCCAGAUUAAGCCUAAGCCUACACAAAAAAGUGCAGUUUAGAACCACAGCCAGGCUUAAUCCAUGUCCAGGAAAUCAGACCAUAGUGUUUAAGUGUUGGAUUAAGAGGAGCUGAUCCUCCAUCAGCCUAGUCUAAGUCAAGACUCUGCAAAUUUCUGUAGAGUCCUUAUGACACCCAUGCAGAAGCUUAAGGCCAGGGGUGCUCAUAUUUUCUAUAUAGUUGUUCUGGAUGCAAAAGCUACAGUGUAGAGUUAAUGGGAGCGGAGCUACUGAGGUGACGGUUGGAGUGACCCACUCCUAUAAUACUAACAGAGUUGUGCAGAUUGAGUCACGUUUUUUUUAUGUGUUCACUAAGAGUUUCUGGUGUUUCAGUUUUUUGUCACUUAGACAGACAGACCGCUUUAUCAUAGGCUUAGAAAGGAAAGAUAUUGUCGCUGUUGUAUCAGAACAUCCUAACUCCAUUUUGCUCCAUUUCUUUAUUACAGCUUUUAAAAACACCAGCUGCCCUGCACAUUGUGUGACAAUUACAUGACAAAUAGUCUAAUAGAAAUAGCCCCUAAUUACUUGCUGUAAAAUCCCACUACAUUAGGAUUUUUUUUUCUUCGCUCUCCUAGAAA